Messenger RNA from Tyto alba (common barn owl), 4190 nucleotides. RefSeq names its product TATA-box binding protein associated factor 4b (gene TAF4B). The record is from RefSeq and is a predicted model, not a curated record. Gene Ontology annotation, cellular component: transcription factor TFIID complex. Gene Ontology annotation, molecular function: protein heterodimerization activity; RNA polymerase II general transcription initiation factor activity; DNA binding. The coding region runs from base 89 to 2563 and encodes 824 amino acids. Gene Ontology annotation, biological process: DNA-templated transcription; transcription initiation at RNA polymerase II promoter. The transcript is spliced from 15 exons. NCBI's taxonomy places the organism in Eukaryota, Metazoa, Chordata, Aves, Strigiformes, Tytonidae.
CUGAGCGGCCGCCGCCCGCCAUGCCACGGGGCGGCGCGGGGCUCGACGCGACGCGGCCGCCCCCCGUCCCCUCGCCGCGUCCUCCUCCAUGAGCGCCUCGGCGGCGGCCCCCGUCAGGCUGAUGCCCGGCGGGCAGCCGGAGCAGGCGGCCGCCGCCGCGCCGCCCGCCGCACUCCUCUGCGCCCCCGCCGCGGGCCCGGCGCCCUCCGCCGCCGCCCCGCCGCCGCCGCGCCCCGUGGGGACUCUGGUGGCGCGGGUGGCCGUCCCCGGGGCCCCGCGGCCGGUGGCGCCCAAGGGGCCGCCCGCCGCCACCCUCCAGUUACCGGCCAACUUCCAGCUGCCCCCGGGAACUGUUCUUAUCAGAAGCAGUAAUGGUCAACUAAUGCUAGUAUCUCAACAAGCAAUAGCACAAACACAGAACCAGCCACAAAAUAACACAAGCGUGAGACCAUCUGUACCAACCAGCACACCUGCAAUCAGAAUAUGUGCUGUACCGAACUCUAGCACCCAGUUACUAAAGAAAGUAGCAGCUACUCCUCAGACAACAAAUGCUGUGGCUUCCACUGUUCAGCCACCUGCUGUAAUACAGCCAGCAGCUGCAACAGCUAGUGUUACUACAGUUACUGCUGUAAAGCCUUCGAGUACUGGAACACCUGUAAAACUUCCAGUUACAGGACCACCUGCACAAGCUAACUCCCAAAAGGCAGUCUCUGUGAAAGCAGAGGGCACAACAGUAGCACAGACCAGCGCUUCUGCAGAGAUGCUAGAGAAUGUGAAGAAAUGCAGAAAUUUUCUUGCUACGCUAAUAAAACUGGCAUGUAGUGGACCUCAAGCCCAUGAGAUGGGGCAGAAUGUGAAGAAUCUGGUGCAAAAUCUGUUGGAAGCAAAAAUUGAACCAGAAGAAUUUACAAAAAAGCUAUACAUAGAGCUCAAGUCGUCUCCACAACCGUAUUUAGUUCCUUUUCUCAAGAAAAGCAUGCUUGCCUUACGGCAGCUAAUGCCCAACGCUCAGAGCUUUAUCCAGCAGUGUAUGCAGCAGCCAACUCCAACCCAAGAAGCUGUUUUGACUGGUACCUCUGCAGCACCAGCUCCGUUGAUAGCAGCGGCACCCUCAACAGUAGCCACGACUUCUCUUCCAGUUACAAAACCAGUGUCUGCCUCUGUAGCAGUCACAGCCUCUCCAGUUAUAAAACCAGUCAUUGCCAGCAUGUUGGCGACAGCUUCUCUGCAGACCAUGAAGCCUGUUCCUUCUGCAGUGGUGACAGCACCUCUUCGGCCUGCAGCUUCAGUCCUCACCACAACAAUAGCAACACCAGGGCUGACUGCUGUCCAAACUGUCAAGCCAGUCUUCACCUCUGCAGUAGCAACAUCAUCUCUUCAGUCCACAAAACCAGUGCAGGUCCCUAUGGCGGCAUCUUCAGUAACAACCCCUCUCCAGCCUCUGAAACCAGUCGUUGGAACCUCAGUCAGUAUUAAAAUCUCACAGCCGAACUCCGUCAUUGCGCAGUCAGUGGGUGCUCAGCAGGUGGUUAAAGUGAAACAGUUGGUAGUUCAACAACCAUCGGGAACCAUCGUAAAGCAAAUAUCCACACUCCCGCAACCCUCAACACUGACCCUACAGGCAUCUGCUGAGGAAAGGAUGCCGCUGAAUACACUUGUUCAAACUAACCAGUUUCCUGCAGGUUCCAUUCUGAAAAAAAUUACCCUGCCAGGAAAUAAAAUUCUGUCACUUCAAGCCUCUCCUGUUCCGAAAGCUAAAAUAAAAGAGAAUGGAGCAACAUCCUUCAGUAGAGAUGAAGAUGACAUAAAUGAUGUGACUUCUAUGGCUGGGGUCAGUCUUAACGAGGAGAACGCGUGCAUUUUGGCAACAAACUCUGAGCUUAUUGGAACAGUGAUCCGCUCUUGUGCAGAUGAACCUUUUCUCUCCUCGGAAGUGCUUCAGAAGAAGAUCUUGAACAUAGGUAAAAGGCAUGACAUUAUGGAACUUAACUCUGAUGUUGUGAACUUGAUCUCCCACGCUACACAGGAGAGACUACGAGGGCUCCUAGAAAAACUAACUGUAAUUGCUCAGCACAGAGUAUCAACCCAUAAGGAGAGUGACAGAUAUAUUGUAUCUAGUGACACUAGAGCACAGCUGAGAUUUCUUGAAAAGCUUGAUCACCUAGAAAAGCAGAGAAAGAUUGAAGAGGAACGUGAAAUGUUGCUUCGAGCAGCCAAGAGCCGUUCCAAUAAAGAAGAUCCAGAGCAACUGCGGUUAAAGCAGAAAGCGAAAGAGAUGCAACAGUUGGAGUUAGCACAAAUGCAACAGAGAGAGGCCAACCUCACAGCUUUGGCAGCCAUUGGACCAAGGAAGAAAAGACCAUUGGAUUCAUCCAACGUUGGAUCUGGGUUGGAGGGUUUGAAUGGCAGUGGAAUUGCUCCUGGAUCAUCAGCUUUUAGCCUUACAAAACAGCUGCUCUGUCCAAGAAUAACACGCGUCUGUCUCAGGGACUUGAUUUUCUGCAUGGAACAAGAGAGAGAGAUGAAGCAUUCUCUAACCUUGUACCGUGCUCUUCUGAAGUGAUUUGAAUUUUACAUUUCACCUUGCUGUCUACUGCCAAAGAAAACACUGAAGCAUUGUUGCACUGUCUUGAAAUUCCAAUUUCUGGAAACUGAUCCGUUGUAAGGAUAACUCUUGUUUACAGAUAAACGUUUUUAUUAAAUACCUAACUUAGCACCUGUAGGGUUUUUAAUAAUAUUUGGCUUAAACCAGUCUGUAAACCAGUGAAAACACUCAGCUGCCACACACAAGCACCUGACUACCUGCUUGCAUUUGACUGUCUUGCAAGACAUGAUACAUGUCCCUAGUUUAUGUACGUCGCUUGCUUCAGUACUCCAGAGUCUGCAACAUCUGUUCUAUGUGUAGUGCCUUCUUCUAAUCCAACCUCAUUUAGGGAAACAAACAACACUUUAAAGGCACUGCAUAGCAUGGCAACUGUAUUUAAUCAUGAACCAGCAGUCAGUCAACAUGCUAAUGUAUUGCCUACCUGACUCAGCAUCCCCUUAAGUUUUCUGGUUUUAGAAUUGCUACUGGAUGCUCGUUUGUGGAGAGCAAAGUAGCAAGCAAAAGGAAUUGAGGGCUGCUUUCUUCUCCCCAACCCCCCUCCCUCCUACCCCCAACCUAGCUUCAACCGCCCUCCCCCUUUUCUCUGAGAAAGUCACUGAGGGAAAGUGAACAAAUUGGUCAUCGUUCUUGUGACUGAAGUACAUCCGACAGUGUAGUUAGGGCAUACUUCAAUGUCUGGGGAAAAUUUGGAGUUACUAAACUUGAAUACAAAGAGUGAAAGAGCCUAAAAAGGAAGUGUAAACAGUUUAUGUAGAUAUAAAAAAUAGCAUUGAACUUGAGUAUAGAUGUAGAAAGAAAUGAACAAAAGCAACCUGUGCUGACUGCAAAAAAGAAAGCUUGAGAUGCACUGAAACUUAGCAGCUGGAGACUCUUUAAGGAGAAGAGCAGUGUUUGCAAAGCACAGGAUUCACUACUUUAUUUAAAAUAUUGAUUUAAUACCUUAAUGUGGUAUAACAGGGGAAACUUCCCAAAUAGAAUGUAUUUAGACAGUUGCCUGGUUUCCAUUCAGUAAGGAGGAGAACUGGAUUAUUAAGACAGCUAGAAUAGAUUCAAAGAUUUUCUACUUGCUGGUAAAGACUGCCUUGUGGUGGAAGGAAAACCCUCUGGGUUCACCUUCCUCCCCAGCCUCCAAACAUUUUGCCUUCCAUGACACAGUGCUGUAUAGCAUGGCUGUUUUCUAGGACUGGUGGGAAAGGUACUGACAGUAUUGAAUGGCUUCCUGCUGGAACUUUUUUCUUUUAAGGAACAAGCUUCCUAUGAUUAUUUGCAAUGCUACUUCAAAACUUGAAGUGAUGAUUCAAACGCCCUCCACCAUCCUGCAGAUAAUUAUCCAAUUCAGUAAGUUUUGAAUCGGUUAUGGGUUUUUUUUUGUUGGUACAGUAGUAAACAAAUCUAGUAAAUGAAUGCUGUAAAUUAUUUAUAUAUGUAUAUAUAGCAUAUAUAUAUAAAAAAGAAAAGCAGUACUUUGACUAAGCUAUAGUUUGCAAGAUAUUGAUGGCAUCAGGCAAAAUUGUUUUGUAUAAUUAAAUGCUUAGCUUUACUUUUUACGUAAAGUGCAGCAUUUUCCAUAUUUGUGUACUGUAUC